UUAUGACAACAAGAAGUAGCAGUUUGGGAAUUAAAGAUGUUGAAUUACUUGGAGGUGACCAAACAAUUGGAGAUGAGGAGGAUUCUUCAAUCGGCGGUCAUCAAGAACGUAAUUGGCGGGGAAUUAUUACAGCAUUAUUAGUUAUUGCAAUUAUGUGUUCAUUAAUUGCUUUGGCUGUUCUUGUUCUUUCGCCUCCUUUAAUCGACGCAGACCAACCCCAACAGAGAAUUUCAUUAUCAGACGUUCUCUCGCUUCGAUUUCUUAGUUUUGUUGAAUCUCUUGAAUGGAUUGACAGCAAAAGAUUGUUAGUUAAAUAUACAGAAGGAAUUAAAAUAUUGGAAUUAAUUGAUGAAGAAACAACAAAAUGGGAAUGGAAAAAUUUAGAAGGAGAUUUGUUUCGCUAUGGAAAGCCCAAUUCUGUUGACGUGUCGUCGGAUGCUCGGUAUUUAAUUUUUCAUUAUUAUAUCGGUAAACGUUCUUCUAAAACCAGCACUUUUCGAGUUUAUGACACAAAAACUGAGACUUUCGAAAAUGUUGGACCAGAAAAGAGUGGAGACGAAAAUGUUAAAGUUGUGGCUUGGAAUCCAAAGGGAAAUGAUUUUGCUUAUGUCUACAACAAUAAUGUCUUCUAUCAAUCUGACCCUCUGACUCUUAAAAGUCAACAAAUUACUAAUGACUCUUCUGAAGAUAUUUUGAAUGGAGUAGCUGAUUGGUUAUAUGAAGAAGAAAUUUUACAAACUUCCCAAGCUUUGUGGUGGUCAAAAGAUGGGAAAUUCUUGGCAUUUUUAACAAUUGACAAUAGAGAAGUGCCUCAUGUGCCUAUUAUGCAUUUUGCACAUCAUCAAUAUCCAAAAGUUGCAAAACAGCCUUAUCCUAAAGUUGACGAAAAACAUUUACCUCAAAUUUGGUUGAGUAUUUGGAACAAAGAGGAUGGGACAUUGAAGAAAAUAAAUGUUGAAGGAAUUCCUGAAAGUUCCCGUAUUUAUUUAUUUUCUGCUCAAUGGGUUGAAUUAUAUGGACAACAAAUUUUAAUUGCUGUUUGGGCAAAUAGAUAUCAAAAUCAAAUAAUUUUCUCUUUAUGUUCAUUUAAUUCAUCAAAAUGUUUACCUAAUUUAAUCCAAAAAUUCACUUUUGACAAUUUAAAUUAUGGAAAGAUUCCUUCAUUUAAUGGCCCAGAAGCUUCUCAAAAUUUAAAAAUUGACACAAAUUCAAAUUUAAUUUUAAAUCUUUGGGCAGAGCCAGAAGACAGUAAAGUACGUUUUUAUUCAUCGGAUGCUUUCUAUACUUUAUUGCCACAUCGAAGACCUUCAAAUAAUGGAGAAAAUGCAUGUAUUAACGUUUCUCAUGGAUUGGAACGUGGUCGUGAAACUUUUCUUCCAUCUGGAAAUUUUGAUGUUGAAAAGAUUAAUUUUUUGAGCCAUGAACGUCAAAAAAUUUAUUUUACUGCAGCAGCACCAUUGCCUUCACAAAGACAUCUUUAUGUAAUUCCUUCAUUUCCUGAUUCCCAUUCAAUCGACCCAAUAUGCUUAACUUGUAAUAUUUCAAUUAAUUGUACUUUCCAUGAAAGCCAUUUCUCUCCAAUUAAAAAGAAUAACAACAAUUUCUCUACACAAUUUGUUUCUUUAAAUUGUAAAGGCCCUGGACCUCCCCAUUUUUUAAUUGCAAAAUUGAAUUCUGAUGGAAAUAAAUUGGAAAAAGUAUUAGACUUUGGCCGAAAUGAAGCACUUGAACAAGCAUUACAUGCAUAUAGACUUCCAAGUGUCCACUUUACUAAUAUUAAAUUAAAGAAUGGAAUUGAAUCACUUGUAAAGAUUUUGGUUCCUUAUGGUGUUUCUUUGGAGGAGAAAAGACCAGAAAAGAGAUUUCCUGUUUUAAUUGAUGUUUAUGCUGGACCGGGAACACAAAAAGUUACCGAGGAAUGGCUUUCUGCAAAUAUGUUUGAUGUAUUUUUUGCUUCUUCUUUGGAUUACGUGGUUGUAUUUAUUGAUGGACGUGGCUCUGGGCAUCAAGGCUGGAGAAUGAAGCAGCCUCUUUAUGGAAAUUUUGGAACUGUUGAAAUUGACGAUCAAAUUGACACAAUGAGAGAAUUGCUUAGACUUUAUCCAAUUUUGGAUUCUAAACGUGUUGGAAUUUGGGGAUGGUCUUAUGGAGGUUUUGCUGCUGCCCGAGCUGUUCAACGAGAUCAUUCUUCAAAUAGAACAUUUCAAUGUGCGGCUAGUGUUGCUCCUGUUUCGAAUUUUAGAUAUUAUGAAAGAUAUAUGGGAGAAGUUGGUGCUGAUGCUUAUGAAAGGACAGAUUUGACACAGGAUGUAAGGCCAUUCCACAAUGUUUCAUUUAUGCUUGCUCAUGGUUCUGCUGAUGAUAAUGUUCACUAUCAAAACACGGCAGAAUUUGUGAGGGCUUUAACUGAAGAAAAUGUUCAAUUUGAAUUGAUGGUAUAUACAGAUGAUUCUCAUAAUUUAAGUACAGUCCGGUGGCAUUUAUAUACAAUGAUUGUGCAAUUUUUGAAAAAAUGCUUUAAUGGAAGUAAAAUUUGAAUUGUUUUUUUGGGAAAUUUUUUAAAAAGAAAAAAGAUAUAAAUUUUUAUUUUUUUGGCAAGUAAAUUUACUAAAAUAAUUAUUUUUAAUAGAGGAUUUUCUUAAUUUGUAUUUUCCUUUUUCAAUUAUGUAUUUACUUGCCAGACUUAUUUGACUCCUACCUAUUUUAAUUAAUGUGCUAAUGACAGUUUUUGGACAUGAUCGGUAUUUUUUUAAUU
This is a messenger RNA of Meloidogyne enterolobii, 2755 nucleotides long. The record is from the annotation of a GenBank genome assembly. NCBI's taxonomy places the organism in Eukaryota, Metazoa, Nematoda, Chromadorea, Rhabditida, Meloidogynidae.